AUGGCAUCCCAACAACAACAACAAGCCACAGAAAGAUUACAACAAUUAUCUCAAAUCUUAAACCCCAACAAAACUGAUGCUUCAGGUCAAUGGCAUUAUCAUAGACGUGAACAAUCAUUAGCUCCAGAACAUCCCUUCAGAAUCGCCGUCAUUGGUUCUGGUAAUUGGGGGACAACCAUUGCUAAAGUGGUAGCUGAAAACGCUCAAGCAAGACCUCAUCUCUUCAGACAUCAUGUUAAAAUGUGGGUAUUUGAAGAAAAAGUUGAUGGAAAGAAUUUAACUGAUAUUAUAAAUACUAAUCAUGAAAAUGUUAGAUACUUACCAGGAGUUAAAUUACCAAAUAAUUUAGUUGCAGUUCCUGAUAUCGUUAAAACUGCUUAUGAUGCUGAUUUAUUAAUCUUUAAUUUACCUCAUCAAUUCUUACCAAAAAUUUGUGAACAAUUAAAAGGUCAUGUAUCUCCAAAUACAAGAGCCAUUUCAUGUUUAAAAGGGUUAGAAGUUACUCCAGCUGGAUGUAAAUUAUUAUCUACUGUUAUUACUGAAAAAUUAGGUAUAACAUGUGGAGUCUUAUCAGGUGCAAAUUUGGCUCCUGAAGUUGCCAGAUGUAAAUGGUCAGAAACAACCGUGGCUUAUAGAUUACCUUCUAGUUAUAGAGGUCCAGGUAAAGAUAUUGAUGAAUUUGUUCUUAAAGCUGCUUUCCAUAGACCUUAUUUCCAUGUUAAUGUUAUUCGUGAUGUGGAAGGUGUUUCUGUCGCUGGUGCUUUAAAGAAUAUCGUUGCUUUAACUGUCGGAUUCGUGGAAGGACUUUCAUGGGGAGAUAAUGCCAAAGCAGCCGUUAUGAGAGUUGGAUUAUUAGAAAUUAUUAAAUUUUCCAAUAUGUUUUUCCCAUCAUCUCAAAGUGAAACUUUUACCGCUGAAUCUGCUGGUGUAGCUGAUUUAAUUACAACUUGUUCAGGUGGUAGAAAUGUUAAAGUUGGUAGGUACAUGGCUGAAACUGGUGCUUCCGCUUUAGAAGCUGAAAAGGAAUUAUUGAAUGGUCAAAGUUCUCAAGGUAUCAUUACUGUCAAAGAAGUUCAUGAACUUUUAGUUAAUGUUGAUAAAUUAGAUGAUUUCCCAUUAUUUGAAGCAACUUAUCAAAUCAUUUAUGGUUCUGAAUCAAUUGAAAACUUACCAAACUUAUUAGAAAGAGAUUAA
Molecule: messenger RNA, 1194 nt
Organism: Scheffersomyces coipomensis
Lineage: Eukaryota; Fungi; Ascomycota; Pichiomycetes; Serinales; Debaryomycetaceae
Gene: GPD1
Product: glycerol-3-phosphate dehydrogenase (NAD(+))
Exons: 1
Coding region: 1-1194 (397 amino acids)
Biological process (GO): glycerol-3-phosphate catabolic process; carbohydrate metabolic process
Cellular component (GO): cytosol; nucleus; glycerol-3-phosphate dehydrogenase (FAD) complex
Molecular function (GO): glycerol-3-phosphate dehydrogenase [NAD(P)+] activity; protein homodimerization activity; NAD binding
Source: RefSeq, a predicted model, not a curated record